Tachysurus vachellii is the source of this 1274-nucleotide messenger RNA. It is a transcript of the gene anapc13, whose product is annotated as anaphase promoting complex subunit 13. The record is from RefSeq and is a predicted model, not a curated record. Lineage: Eukaryota; Metazoa; Chordata; Actinopteri; Siluriformes; Bagridae. The coding region runs from base 139 to 363 and encodes 74 amino acids. Gene Ontology annotation, cellular component: anaphase-promoting complex. The transcript has 3 exons. Gene Ontology annotation, biological process: protein K11-linked ubiquitination.
AACUUGAGUAGCCAAUCCUAGCGCAGGAUUCCGGAAUACGGGUGGGCAAAUAACGCUUGCUAGGUGGAUUUUGCUUUGGCGAGACGAGACGGAGUAUUUUUGCGUGAUUAUUUUUGUUUAGGUUUAAAAGCUUGGCCGAUGGACAGUGAGGUUCAGAGGGACGGGAGAGUGUUGGAUCUGACCGAUGAUGCCUGGAGGGAAGACCGGCUGCCUUAUGAAGAUGUAACGAUUCCUCUGAGUGAACUUCCAGAAGCAGAACAGGAUAAUGGAGGAUCCACGGAGUCCAUCAAAGAGCAAGAAAUGAAGUGGUCUGACUUGGCGUUGCAAAGUUUGCAUGAAAAUACUCCAAGUACUGGGACAUAACUGGUUCGAUGUAAUUUUAUUUGAUCAGGUUGAAUGCAAGUUUUUGAGUUGUAUUGUGUGUCUGGCUGUUUGUUCAUUUGCUGUUCUUCAAAUAAAACUUAGAUAUGUAAAUGCAAACAUAUCUAUGGCUAAGAAAUGUUUUUACAUAAAUUCUGAAAUGAAAAGGUCUUGCGUUUCCUUAAAUUACAGUAUUAUCUCUAACGGUAUCAACGUGGAAAUAUUCCUAAAAUCAACUGUUUGGAAGAUUACAGUUAUUCCCUUAAACAAAAUAACUAUUCAUUCAAACUGCUAAACGUUACACCUCAACUUUAUAUCAGAAUGCAGCCCCAGUGUUCUGAGCUCCAGCUGUAAAAUGAAUUCACUUAAGGUAUUAAUGAUUUUGCAGGCUUUGGCCAGCCUGUGCACAUCUGUUUAUGAAUGCUAUAAUCAUAAGCAACACUAAGAAUUAACUGUUGUUGUUUAUGGGUGCUCCACACCAUUAAAUGUUAGAAUAAAGAAAUUAAAAAUAAUUAAACAAAUUACUGGGUAUAUGAGGAAUACAACUCUCACGGAUGUGGUGUUAUAGGAAAAUAAUCAACUUUCCACAAUUAUUUUUCUUUAAAUGGUGAGACAUAGAGAGCAGCACCUCACUAUUUUAAGAUAUUGUGUAAAAUAAAAUAAAAAUAUUUAAGUUAUACCUUAUUUAAUCUGGUCUGCUAACUUUGUCCAUUUGAAUUGUUCAGAGCUCACAACUUUCUUCUUUCCUGUGGAUGAUUUAAUGUUUCAAACAUUUGUUGGACAGUUAAACUCAAUAAAAGCUUGUGUAAAAUCAGAUUGUUAAAUGUGCUGGUAAACCUACCGCUGCUGUGUAAAUGUGAUUAAAAAAAUAAAUAAAUAAAAAUGGGAUUAAAAUCCCUGUACUGUGUAAAAUA